Myxocyprinus asiaticus (Chinese sucker) is the source of this 3597-nucleotide messenger RNA. Its product is annotated as sodium- and chloride-dependent GABA transporter 2-like. Gene Ontology annotation, biological process: sodium ion transmembrane transport. Bases 491 to 2350 code for a protein of 619 amino acids. The transcript is spliced from 15 exons. NCBI's taxonomy places the organism in Eukaryota, Metazoa, Chordata, Actinopteri, Cypriniformes, Catostomidae. The record is from RefSeq and is a predicted model, not a curated record. Gene Ontology annotation, cellular component: membrane.
GGCGUUAUUGUAGAGAGAUUUCAACUAGAUCGUGUAAGAAGGCACUCCCCAUAUGCGUUAAUAAACGCAUUGUCUCGUUCCCUUUGUUUCAGGGAACCGAGGUUACGUAUGUAACCGAGACGUUUUACAAGCUGUUGAGCUAAGCCCCGCCUUGAGUUUAGAAACCUACACACACGACCAAAUACAAACACAUACUCACGUGCGAUCACACACUUUUCAUACUGUAUGGACUGGCAUGCCGCACGAGAGGUGGAGAGAAGAAGAGGGGCGGGCUUGAACUACAUUUCAACAACCGAGAGUCUGAAUCGAACUUAAUCAACCUUAUUUUUAUGCCCGUGGUAAGUUGUAGAAGUGGCUUCCUGAACUUCUGAUCGGUCGCCAGCAUCAGAAGUAUUUCAUUUGGCUCCCGGCGUCUCCUCCUCGGCGUGGGUUUGAGCGCAUAUAAACUGAACGGCCCAAGUGUUCGGCUGCUGAAUGUAGGCCAAAGGGCAUGAACAAAAGAACAGUGACUGAUGACAUGGAGAUGCAGCAUGAUCCAGAUGUGCAGUUUAAACUGGCUUAUCCAGACUCGGGAGGAAUCGACCCAGUUCCCAAAACCAGAGUGAGGGGCCAGUGGUCCAGUAAAGUAGAGUUUAUCUUGGCUGUUGCAGGACAGAUCAUAGGUUUAGGAAAUGUGUGGAGGUUUCCAUAUCUGUGUUACAAGAAUGGAGGAGGAGUGUUUUUCAUUCCAUAUGUGGUCUUUCUGUUUGCUUGUGGCAUUCCACUCUUUCUCUUGGAAACUGCUCUGGGUCAGUACACUAGCCAAGGGUCUAUCACCUGCUGGAGGAAGAUCUGCCCACUAUUUGAAGGCCUUGGUUAUGGGAGUCAGGUGGUCGUCUUAUAUUCCAGUAUCUACUACAUCAUCAUUCUGGCCUGGGCUUUCUUCUAUCUCUUCUCUUCUUUCAGUGGUGAAUUACCAUGGGCUAGCUGCAGGAAUUGGUGGAAUUCAGGUAGUGACAAAGCUAGUUACUCUAUAUCUGUGAUUUGCAAGUUUUAUGGAGAAUUCCAGCUGAUUUCCAUCUGUUACUGCUAUACAGAUACCUGUGUCGAGUUUGACCGAAUGGAAGGGAUAAGAAACAUGAGCUUAAUGGUGAAUGCAUCAUCGCCUGUCAAAGAAUUCUGGGAGAGGCGAGUAUUGAAUAUCACCGGCAGUGUGAAUGAGCUGGGCAGUUUGAGGUGGGAGCUGGCUCUCUGUCUCCUGUUGUCCUGGAUCAUUUGCUACUUCUGUGUGUGGAAGGGAAUAAAGUCAACGGGCAAGGUUGUAUAUUUCACUGCUACCUUUCCAUAUGUAAUGCUGCUGGUGCUUUUGAUUCGGGGUCUCACGUUGCCUGGAGCCAUUAAUGGCAUUCACUUCUACCUCUACCCUAAUCCUUCACGCCUUGCAGAUCCACAGGUGUGGAUGGAUGCGGGAACACAAAUUUUCUAUUCCUACGCUCUUUGCAUUGGGUGCCUCACAGCUUUGGGAAGCUAUAAUAAGUACAACAACAACUGCUACAAAGAUUGUGUUUAUCUGUGCCUGCUGAACAGUGGAACCAGCUUUGUGGCUGGCUUUGCCAUCUUUUCAGUGUUGGGCUUCAUGGCUUUUGAGCAGGGAAUCGAUAUUUCAAUGGUCGCAGAGUCAGGUCCUGGUUUGGCAUUCAUUGCAUAUCCAAGAGCAGUAGCCAUGAUGCCAAUGCCUCAGCUAUGGUCCAUAUGUUUCUUCAUAAUGAUCAUUUUACUGGGGCUGGACAGUGAGUUUGUGGGUUUGGAAGCUCUCAUGACAGCUAUAACAGACAUGAAUCCCACCUUCUUCCUCCAAGGACACCGUCGUAAAAUCUUCCUACUCCUCAUCUGUGUGGGCAGCUUCCUCAUCGGCCUCCUGAUGGUGACAAAGGGUGGCUUGUAUAUCUUCCAGUUAUUUGAUUACUAUGCCUGCAGUGGAAUGACCCUCCUGCUAUUUGCCAUUGCACAGUCAAUAUGUAUUGGCUGGUUUUAUGGUGCUGACCGUCUAUAUGAAAAUGUUGCAGACAUGAUUGGUUAUCAUCCUUUGCCGCUAAUGAAAUACUGUUGGAAGUACAUCACCCCUAUCGUGUGCACAGCCACAUUUGUCUUCUCUUUGGUCAAAAUUACUCCAAUAAAGUUUAACAACACACUUGAAUACCCCUGGUGGGGCUAUGCUGUUGGCUUGUGGUUCACUCUUUCUUCAACAUUGCUGGUUCCCAUAUGGAUGAUCUACAUCCUCCUCAUCACCCCUGGUACACUAAAACAGAGAUUGCGUAUCCUCUGCACUCCAUCAAAUGACUUGCCUUUGACAUCAGAAAGACAAAAAUAGACCCUGUGACCACAUCAUGAAGUACAACAUGUUCUGUCACUGCUAGAGAAGCAUUUGAAAAACACAUCCUUCGGCUGUAAUUGGGGCAACUGUAGAUAUCAUUAAUGCCUCUGAAGAUAAACAUUCACGUGAGAUUUCAAGAAGGCAGCAUGGACUGUAGAAAAAUAUAUACAGUAUGUUUUUAGUGUUACUGUCUCAGUUAUCAGGCAUCUAAACUUGGGUUGCCUUAAACUGGAAAUGAGUUCCCAUGCCUAGUGCACUAAUUUAUGAUCGAGAAGCUUUUUAUAACCGUCCGGUCAUACACUUACCAAGAAAAAUGUAAGCACAACUUCCAUGUAUUAGAACUGUAUUUUAGGGAAACUCUGUUAUCUUCAAUGUCAUCCUUAACUGUGACAGAUAGGUUACAUUUUGGAUUAUCCAAUGUUCAUUACAGUUGGUAUAUGAUUAAAAAACUUUAGAUAAUAUGUGUUAUUUACAGUUAGAGAGACUUCAAACUGCUUGUAAUGGUUUAACCAGAGUGGCUCGCUGUCUCUUGUGACAGAGUUGCAAGGCUUGUUUGGUUCAUUAAAUGAAUGGUAGAACAUAAUAGUAUUUUAGAUUUUGUUAAUAUUUAAGAAUAAGAUUGUUUUUGUGAAUUAAUCAUGCUCCCCGUCCUGUACUGUGCCGAUGGGCGAUGCAUGUGUUUUAGGAAUAUUUUGAAAUUAUAUUGGGGAUUACUAUUUUACAUACUGUAUGUUAAAUGUUUGCUCAACAUUUUCUCAACAAUACAUAUAAUUAUGUCCAAACAGAAUCAUAUUUUAUGACUUAAAUCUACUCUCAAUGAACAGUCUGUCUUUUUGUAAAAUGCACAUUUUUAGGGAAUAUCUGUAGGGCAUUUAAGCUUAGAUGAACAUAUUUGCAUACAAUGAACUGAUGCACUAAAAAGGCCAGUGUUUGAUAAUGUGCCAUAAGAUUUUAAUAAAUGUUAUUUUUGAAUCAACAAUUAAAAUGACUGAAAAUGAAAAAUAAUUUGGUAAGAUCCACAGGACCUUAAUGAGCAUAAUUUGCUCUUAAACAGUUUUAUUCUUUCUCUCUGUUAAGACUUUGGGUGGCAUUUGUUAAUGAAAUUAAGCCAUACUUUGAAAAACUCUCUGUGUAGCUAGGAAAACACUUGUCAGUUGUGCUUAUUUCAAGAGUUUUAGUUGAUAGUCAUAAUUUUUUUACAAUAUAUGUGUGUGUGUGUGUGUGUGUGUGUGUGUGUGUGUGUG